Trichoplax adhaerens is the source of this 885-nucleotide messenger RNA. RefSeq lists its product as uncharacterized. NCBI's taxonomy places the organism in Eukaryota, Metazoa, Placozoa, Uniplacotomia, Trichoplacea, Trichoplacidae. Gene Ontology annotation, molecular function: 23S rRNA (adenine(1618)-N(6))-methyltransferase activity. Gene Ontology annotation, cellular component: nucleus. The transcript has 2 exons. Gene Ontology annotation, biological process: rRNA base methylation. The record is from RefSeq and is a predicted model, not a curated record. Bases 1 to 885 code for a protein of 294 amino acids.
AUGCAUGAAAGAAAUCGCUACAAGAUCUCUCCUAACUUUGAAGAAUUAGCCCGAAAAUUUCCCGAAUUACAACCAUUUGUUAAAAUAAACAAGAAAAGGAAUAAAUGUUUUAUCAAUUUUCGCGAUUCCAAUGCAUUAUCAGCUGUUACCAGAGCCUUACUCAAGAUCGAUUUUAACCUUCAUGUUGAAUUGCCGAUGGAUAGAUUAAUACCAACAGUACCGUUGAGAUUAAAUUAUAUACAUUGGUUGGAAGAUCUUAUCCAGACGACUCAUAAUGACGACAUAUUUGGUAUCGAUAUCGGUACUGGUGCAUCGUGCAUUUAUCCUUUGUUGGCAGCUCGAAUGAAUGGAUGGAAUUUCCUUGCAACCGAGGUAGACCAAAGGUGUGUACAUUAUGCACAAAAAAAUGUCACCAUCAAUGAUUUGGACGAGAAAAUAAAAAUAAAAAUGGUUGCAGCUCAAGAUAUUCUUUGUACACCUUUACGAAAUGAGAACAGGCAACAGUAUGAUUUUUGUAUGUGCAACCCACCAUUUUUUAUUGAUUCACUCGAUGCUAAAGGUGCUAAUCGGACCUCUGUUAGACCACAACCGAAAUCAGUUUGUACUGGCAAAGGAAGUGAAAUCAUCUACGACGGGGGCGAAGUGGAGUUUGUAAAAUGCAUCAUCGAAGAUAGUACGCAGUUGCAAUCACGCGUAAAAUGUUAUACAUCAAUGCUUGGUAAAAAGUCUAGCUUGGAUCAUGUCAUAGCAAUAUUGAAGGAUAAAAAUGUAAGUACAGUAUAUUAUACAACAUCCAUAUUUAGCCAAGGUAAUACAGCAAGAUGGUCUGUGGCGUGGUCAUUUUGCAGCGAUCUACCUGGCAAUGAGGUACAACAUAGGACAUAG